Messenger RNA from Closterium sp. NIES-65, 2523 nucleotides. The record is from the annotation of a GenBank genome assembly. Lineage: Eukaryota; Viridiplantae; Streptophyta; Zygnematophyceae; Desmidiales; Closteriaceae.
AUGAGCAGCGGCGACGGCAAUCAGGCCGGCGGCGCGGGUCGAGGAGGAGGAGGGGGAGGAGGAGGAGGACCCGUGCCGUCUUCGGGAUUUCCGUCUGCCGGCCGGCCCAUGGGCAUGGGCGCGCCGCCGUCCACGUCAGGCUAUGCGAGCGCGCCUCCGCCUCCCAUGGGGAUGCGAGCCAUGCCCCCGCCAGGCAUGCCAAUGCAUCACUUCAUCUUCAUGCGCCCACCCCCGGGAGCCCCAAUGCACCACUUCCGCCCGCCCCCCGGCGCCUCCCCCCUCCCUUUCCCCUUCCCGGGAAUGCCCCGCGCGCCCAGCCCCUUCCCCCACGCGCUGGCGCGUCCGCCCUCCCUCCCCCCGCCCAACAUGCGCCUCCCCGCGCCCCCGCACGGGGGAGGCGCGCCUCUGAGCUCGUUUCUGGCUGCUGCUGCGUUGAGGGGAGGGGCAGGCGCGGGGGGAACUGGGGGAGCGGGGGGGGAGAAGGCGCAGACGACUGUGUAUGUGGGGAAGCUCGCGCCCUCUGUUGAUGACACGCUGGUGGUUAAGCUGCUGGAGCUGUGCGGGCCGCUGAGGAGCUGGAAGCGGGCGGCGGACCCCACGAGCGGCAGUCCCAAGGGGUUUGGGUUCUGCGAGUUUGAGACGGCUGAUGGGGUGCUGCGCGCCCUGCGCCUGCUCAACCGCCGCCAGAUCGAUGGGCAGAACCUGCUGUUGAACGUGAAUGCAGCCACGAGGGAGUACCUAGAGCGGGUGGUAACUUCCAGGAAAGCCUCCUUUGCCGCCCUCGAAGCUUCCCGGAAAGGGGUGGCUGAUCAGGGCAGGAAGGCUGGAGGGGAGGGUGGGGCCGACGGGGAAAAGGCGAAUGGGAAGGACGAGACGAGUGAGGAGGCUGAUGGGGUGAAGGCAGGGGAAGCGGGAGGGGAGGCGAAGAAAGAUGAGGAGGGGAAGGGAGGGAGCAAGGAAGAGGGCAAGGAUGAGAAGGAUGAGGAGGGAGAGGAGAAGGAAGAGGAGGAGAGGAGGAAGGAGGAGGAGGAGGAGGCGAAGGUGUUUGGGCUGGUGACGCCUGAAGAUAAGGACAAGGAUGAGGCUGCUCUGGCGAAGCUUAAUGGCAUGCUGCAGGAGAGGGCGAAGCUGCUGCCACCACCACCGCCACCGCCUCUCAAGGAUGCGAGCAAGGAGAAUGACACGUCUGCUGCUGGUGGGUGCUGUGCUUGUGUCGAGGAGGAGGAGGAUGCGAGGGACAGGGAGAAGGAGGAGAGGGAGAGGGAGGAGGCGAAGGAGAGGGAGGAGCAGCAGAGGAGGGAGGCAGUGGCGUUUGUGAGCGAGGUGGUGGGGGAGGCCAGUGUGCUGCUGGGAGGCCAAGCUGCUGGUGCAGCAGGUGCGGAGGCAGCAGCACCGGGGGGUAUGGCGGGUGAUGAAGGUGGGGUGGGUGGUGCAGACGGAAUUGGAGCAGGCGGGUUGAUCAAGAGCGAAGCGACCAAUGGUCUCGCAGACCUCCUGCCGUCCCUCCACCCGCCUUCUGCCGCUCCUAUUGCAGCGGCUGGUUCCCCUGGAGGGGCGCAGGCAGGGCAGGUGGCGGGAAGCGAGGGAGCAGGGGGGUCGCAGCAGGGAGGGAGGGGCAGGGAGUCGGAGGUGGAUGCGCUGGUGCGAGCCGUGGCUGCCCAUGCCAAGGACAGAGAGGGUCGAGCAGCACCCGCACCGUCCAAGAAGUCGCGCACGCUGGCAUCGGUGUUCGGGGCAGAGGAGGACGAGGAGGAGCUGGCACGCAAGAAACUUCGCCCUCUCGUUCCCAUCGACUAUGACGAUGGGGGUAGCGAUGGUGCUGCUGGCACUGCUGCUGCUGCUGCCGGUGGUGGUGGGCAUGGGGGUUCCUCUCUCGCCCCCCCAGCUGCUGCUGCUGCUGCUGCUGCUGCUGGUGCAGGAGGUCUGGCGGCCAGCAUUGCUGCGGCGGCUGAGUUUGCCAAGCGACUGUCGCAGGGAGGCGGGGCGGGCAAGGAGGAGGAGAGGAGGAGGAGCGGAGGGGGAGAGGCGGGUGCAGGUGGGGGAGAGAAGGCGAAGGCGAGACCGAAGGCGGUGGUGGAUGUGAAGUCGCUGAUCGACUCCAUUCCCAAGAGCAAGGACGAGCUCUUUGCCGUUCCCAUCAACUGGACCGUCUAUGAUGAGAGCGCCCUGCACCAGCGCAUGCGGCCGUGGGUGGCACGGAAGAUCCGGGAGUUCCUGGGGGAGCCCACGCUGGGCUCGUCGACUUCCCCUCACCACCCUCACCCGUUCCCCGCCCUGCACCAGCGCAUGCGGCCGUGGGUGGCACGGAAGAUUCAGGAGUUCCUGGGGGAGGAGGAGCCCACCCUGGUGGACUUCAUUCUCUCCAAGACGCAGCAGCACGUGGGCGGGGCGGCGCUGCUGGGGCUGCUGGAGCCGAUACUGGACGAGGAGGCGGAGAUGUUUGUUCUCAAGAUGUGGCGCAUGCUCAUCUUUGAGAUCAGGCGCGUUGAGAUGGGGCUCACUGGGAAGGCUGGCGCUAAGUAG